This is a messenger RNA of Salvelinus namaycush (lake trout), 1281 nucleotides long. RefSeq names its product sonic hedgehog protein A-like. Bases 1 to 1257 code for a protein of 418 amino acids. The transcript is spliced from 3 exons. Gene Ontology annotation, molecular function: calcium ion binding; patched binding. The record is from RefSeq and is a predicted model, not a curated record. Gene Ontology annotation, biological process: regulation of gene expression; cell-cell signaling; intein-mediated protein splicing. NCBI's taxonomy places the organism in Eukaryota, Metazoa, Chordata, Actinopteri, Salmoniformes, Salmonidae.
AUGCUGCUGUUGACGAGAAUCGUUCUGGUCGGGUUGAUCUGCUUGUCCUUGGUGUCCUCUGGUAUGGGCUGUGGACCGGGCAGGGGCUACGGUAGGAGAAGACAUCCGAAGAAGCUGACACCUCUUGCGUACAAACAGUUCAUCCCAAACGUCGCGGAGAAGACCCUAGGAGCCAGUGGCAGAUACGAAGGCAAGAUCACGCGGAACUCCGAGCGAUUUAAAGAACUGACUCCCAAUUACAAUACUGACAUUAUCUUUAAGGAUGAAGAGAACACCGGUGCGGACCGGCUCAUGACUCAGAGAUGUAAAGACAAGCUGAACUCUCUGGCGAUCUCUGUCAUGAACCAGUGGCCAGGGGUGAAGCUCCGCGUCACCGAGGGCUGGGACGAAGAUGGGCACCAUUUUGAAGAGUCCCUACACUACGAGGGAAGGGCAGUGGAUAUCACGACCUCCGAUCGAGACAAGAGCAAAUACGGCACGCUGUCCAGACUAGCAGUGGAGGCUGGGUUCGACUGGGUCUACUACGAGUCCAAGGCCCACAUCCACUGUUCUGUCAAAGCAGAAAACUCAGUUGCUGCCAAAUCUGGCGGCUGCUUCCCAAGCACCGCUUCGGUGACUCUCAAAGAUGGAAGCAGGAAGGCAGUGAAAAACCUCAGAGUUGGCGACAAAGUGCUAGGUGCCAACAGUGAUGGGGACCUCGCAUACAGCGACUUCAUCAUGUUCAUGGACCAGGACUCGUCAACUAGACGAGUAUUUUAUGUGAUAGAGACUAAAGAACCGGCUCAGAAAAUUACCCUGACUGCUGCACAUCUCCUCUUCGCGGUCAACAACUCAACGGAUGAUCUCCACAGCAUGACAGCAGUAUUUGCGAGCGAAGUCAAACCUGGACAAAAGGUGGUUGUCUUUGAUGAUUUGCAUAACCAACUGAAGUCGGUCACCGUGGGACGGAUUUACAUGGAGGAGCACGAGGGGUCCUUUGCGCCCGUGACUGUUCAAGGAACCAUCGUUGUUGAUCAGGUGCUUGCGUCAUGUUACGCGGUAAUUGAAGACCACAAUCUAGCGCACUGGGCGUUUGCACCUGUCAGACUGAGCUACUGGCUGUCCUCGUUGCUAUCCCCGAAAGACUACUCCAUGCCCAACGCCACCUUACAUGAGGACGGAGUGCACUGGUACUCCAAAAUUCUAUAUCAAUUAGGAACGUGGCUCUUGGAUAGCCACGCGCUUCACCCACUGGGGAUGUCAAUAAACUCAAGUUGAAGCAAAGCAAAAUAAGACAAUAAA